AUGUCCACUGCCACCACCAGCACGCCCAUCUCCCCCAAACUCCGCCGCCAAACCCUCGCCCCAUACCGACAUCCCUGGCCCCGUGCAGAGAUCGCCCCACGCACCGACUCAUACCUAACCCAAGCCUUCCACAUAAUCCUCACCUACAUCCACCGGCCCAACCGCGCCGGUCUGAUCGACGAUGUGGAAUACAAGAAUUACCUCAUUACUCUUGUUCAGAUUGCGAAAAUGGUAGCUCAACGACAUGGGAAUUUUAGUAAGCUGGGGCUGAACGAGAAGGAAUGGGGGUUUUUUGAUGAGGUGGUUGAGGAGGUGAAGGGGUUGUUUCCGGGGUUGGAUUUGGGGUUGGGGCAGCUGGCCAUCAAACACAUUGCGGCGGGUGCUGAGAGUGACGCUGGGAGUGAGGUUCAGGUGGGUGAUGAAGGGGCUGUGACGCUGGAAGGGGAAGUGGAUGGUGAACCGGGUAAGGAGGGCGGAGAUGUCGAAGUAGGAGUGUGUAAAAGCGAGGAAGCAGAAGCAGAAGAGCAGGACAGAAUUUCGGAUGAAAGAAGAGCAGAAAGAACCCUCCGCAUCACCGCCCUCCGCGAGGAAAUCGCUCAACUCACCCGUGACAUUGACGAAAUGACACUGCAGGAACAGGAAUACGAAAGCACUGGCUCUGCAUAA
Messenger RNA from Pyrenophora tritici-repentis Pt-1C-BFP, 666 nucleotides. Its product is annotated as DUF1421 multi-domain protein. The record is from RefSeq and is a predicted model, not a curated record. NCBI's taxonomy places the organism in Eukaryota, Fungi, Ascomycota, Dothideomycetes, Pleosporales, Pleosporaceae.